UGUACCUGGCUGGGAGCAACAUGACCUAGCAAAACACUUCAGUGUUAAUAAGACAUAAAGUCAUACCAUUUGUCAUCUAGCACAGAGGGCACACAAAUUAUAGAACAGCUUGAUAGGUUGUAUGAGAGUCUGAUUAUUUUGUUUUUGUCGUAGCUACAGAGCAGAUAGCUUUGAAACCUUCCUGUGUUCUACUGGGACAGAAGAAUGUUCAUGUCAUGACGACCUGACUGAAUGUUUAGUUGCGCACUGCACUGACUCAGAAGCCUUAAGUGCUCCUAACCUAUACUCCAAAGCAGCAGAUUCUCCUAAAUCAAAGGAAAGAAAACUCCAUGAAGAAAGUUACUAGCCGAUAUCACAGGUGUAAAUCCUCUGGGAUUGCAAUCAAAAUGUGAAACUUUGGGAUUAACUCACUGGGUGUAAUCAGGAAGCAUAACUUUCUUUAAGAUGGGAAAUUCUUACGCCGGGCAGCUCAAGACAACCAGAUUCGAAGAAGUAUUGCAUAAUUCUAUUGAGGCCUCUCUCCGCUCAAACAACUUAGUCCCCAGACCAAUCUUUUCUCAGUUAUAUUUGGAAGCCGAGCAGCAACUUUCAUCACUAGAAGCAGGCAGCAGAGUGGAUAAUGAGGAAGAAGAGGAGGAGGAGGAAGAAGAAAGUUCAGAAUCAAGUAGCCCUCCUCUCUCUUAUCAGAUGAAGCCUCCUCCUGAAGGCUGCUGCACUACUGAUGGUUUCUGCCAGGCUGGUAAAGACUUGAGGCUGGUAUCCAUUUCCAAUGAUCAAAUUGAGGUGCCUUCGGGUUUUUUACUUGUUGGUGCUAAAUCGCCAAAUCUGCCUGAUCACCUUUUAGUUUGUGCCGUAGAUAAAAGAUUCUUGCCAGAUGACAAUGGGCGUAAUGCCCUGUUAGGUUUCUCUGGCAAUUGUGUUGGCUGUGGCAAGAAGGGCUUCUGCUACUUUACUGAAUUUUCAAAUCACAUCAAUCUUAAACUGACCACUCAACCCAAGAAACAGAAACACUUAAAGUAUUAUCUGGUCAGGAAUGCACAAGGAGUUCUUACCAAAGGAUCUGUAAUCUGCUGGAAAGGGGCAGAGUUCAGAGGCCGACAGGCUUCAUCUGGUCCUUGUUCAAGCACUUUGUUCCAACCUCCAGAGAGUUCUGGUCCCCCGCUAACGACCACAAGUGAGCUUGUUCCAGCACCAAACCCAAAUGCUCCGGCUGGGACUCAACAAACAGGCACAAUAUCUGAUCAUCUCCCAUCGACAGCAGCGUUAGGUUCAACUGUUUACAAUGGCAAAGAUUCUCCCAAACAACAGCUGGUGAAAAAUAACCUGCCAGCUCUGACAAGACCAUCAGUCUUAGGCACUUUAACAAAUUCAGGGCCUCCUAAAAAGCGCCACAAAGGAUGGUCUCCAGAGUCGCCAUCAUCGACUGAAACUUGGAACUUGCAGCCCAACCUGCAGACUCCAAAUAGAAAUAAAAAUGAUGUGGGAGGACUAUCAUGUUUGACACAUUCUACUCUGGUGGGACCAGUCUCUUCUCCAAUGGUGGCCUCUGGAGAACCAGUUUCUGUUCCUGAUAACUUGCUGAAAAUAUGUAAAGCAAAACCAGUUAUAUUUAAAGGUCAUGGGAACUUCCCUUAUCUUUGUGGGAAUCUUAAUGACAUUAUAGUCAGCCCUCUUUUGUACACCUGUUACAGAAAUUCACAGUCCAUAUCUAGGGCUUAUGAACAGUACGGUGCCUCUACAAUACAGCCUAUUUCAGAGGAAAUGCAGCUUUUGCUAACCGUCUAUUACCUUGUUCAACUAGCUCCAGACCAGGUCCCUUUGAUUGAGGAUUUGGAACAAAUAUUCAUGCGCUCGUGGCGGGAGUCGCACCUCUCUGAAAUACGUCAGUAUCAGCAGGCCAUUCCACAGGCUUUCCCUCCAAUUCCCAGCCAGAUUGCACCAAUGACAUCGGCCCAGCUUCCCUGGCUAGCAGGGCUGGCAGCCAGCUCUUGCAAUGACAGCGUCCAUAUCAUCGAGUGCAGUUACUCUCUGGCAGAGGGACUUUCAGAAAUGUUUAAACUGCUCAUUGAAGGGAAGCUAGUGAAGACGAACUAUGUGGUGAUCAUAUGUGCUUGCAGAAACAGAGCAUUAGAUUCCUGCAUUGCGGUAACAGGGAAGUACCAGGCACGAGUACUGUCUGAGAGCAUGCUUACCCCAGCGGAGUAUCAGAAAGAAGUUAACUAUCAACUAGUUACUGGGAAAGUGGAAACAUUGGGCUCUUUUUUUAGCACCCUUUGUCCAGAUGGUGACAUUGAGGUUCUGCUGGACAAGUUUUAUCAAGAAAAUCAAGGCCAGAGGUCUUCAUCUCUUUCUACUUCAGUGAAUAAGCCAACAGCAUUGGAUAUAACUGGAGCAGCUGUGUGCACAAGUUAUAAUGUUGAACGGCAUCAGAUUCGUCCAUUCCAGCUAGCAGUGGCUCAGAAAUUGCUGUCUCAUGUUUGCUCAAUUGCUGACUCCAGCACUCAAAAUCUUGAUUUGGGUUCCUUUGAGAAAGUUGAUUUUCUGAUUUGUGUUCCUCCCUCCGAAGUGACAUAUCAGCAGACACUGUUUCACCUCUGGCAUUCAGGUGUUUUAUUAGAACUUGGCUUAGAAAAGGAGCAGCUUACAAAGCAGAGGAUGGAACAAUAUGUUGUGAAGCUGGAUGCAGAGGCCCAGACUAAAUUUAAAGUCUUUUUGCAAAACUCUAUGCAGAAUCCACAUACGCUGUUUGUACUUAUCCAUGAUCAUGCACACUGGGAUCUGGUGAGCGCUGUUCACAGCCUUUAUCCUCAAGCGGAACCAUCUGUGGGACUCGUUGAUAGAUUGUUGAACUGCAGAGAGGUGAAAGAGGCUCCAAACAUUUUGACACUCCAUGUGACUUCCUUCCCCUAUGCUCUGCAGACACAGCAUACUCACAUCAGCCCAUACAAUGAAAUCCACUGGCCUUCAUCGUACAGCAAUGGAAUAGAUCUAUACCAUGAAAACAAGAAAUAUUUUGGGUUGUCAGAAUUCAUUGAAUCCACCCUUUCUGGACACAGCCUUCCGUUACUUCGAUAUGACAGCUCUUUUGAAGCUAUGGUCAUGGCUUUAGGAAGAAGAUUUCCCAGAUUACACAGUGCAGUGAUAAGGACAUUUGUCCUUGUACAGCAUUACUCUGCAGCUAUGAUGGCAGUAAGUGGCCUGUCACAGAUGAAGAAUUACACCUCAGUUGAAACUCUGGAAAUCACCCAAAACCUUAUAAACUCUUCAAGGCAAUGCCCUAGUGGUCAUGGCUUCAUGGUGGUGUUAAGAAUUCCUUGCAUUCCAUUGGCUGCUGUGGCGUAUGAACGACUUUAUCACGUAAGGGAAAGACUAUCCCUUGCAGAUAAUUUUGAAAUCAUCUUGGGAAAUCCUAAUUCUGGAAUCACCAUAGGGAAGCACUUUGUGGAGCAACUAAAGAUAUGGCAGAAAAUUGAAGAUGCGGAGUGGAGGCCACAGACCUAUUUGGAAUUAGAAGGUCUGCCUUGCAUAUUAAUAUUUAGUGGAAUGGACCCCCAAGGGGAAGCCUUGCCAAGAUCAUUGAGAUAUUGUGACCUACGUUUAAUAAAUUCCUCUUGCUUAGUAAGGACAGCCUUGGAGCAAGAGCUUGGCUUGGCAGCAUACUUUGUUAGCUCAGAAAUCCACAUGGAGAAGGUGGUCGUGAAUGAUGUGUUGGAGAGUGACCCAGAGAAACUGAGCAGUACUGAUAAUGAAGAUGAAGAAAUAGUGACAGAAGGCUCCACUUCAGAAAAGAGAAGUCCUGUCAAAAGAGAGAGAUCACGCUCCCAUGACUCUGCAUCUUCAUCUCUCUCUUCAAAAACUUCAAGUGCAGCAUUCUGCAUUGAAUCAUCUCCUCCUUUAGCAGCACCAGGGGACAUAGCAAAAUCACCCCACCAAGUCCUAAGCAGCACUACUGAAGAGAACGCAAACAACUGCGAAAGGCAAAGGCAGAAAGUAGAAAAGGGGGCGCAAACGGUGAUCAGCAAGCACUUGCCUGCUGCAGCUGAACAGCUGGAUUCAAAACAGAACAUAAAAAGUGCCCAAAUUUCCAUCAACUCAUCGUCAUCACCUUUCUCCUCUUCUUCCUCUUCUUCUGCACCUACUCACAACUCCUUCAUCCUGCAGACGUCUCAGUGCUCCAUGACUAAAGCAUCAAAACAGCCCCCCAUUGUUUUCCUGCCUAAGCUGGUAUAUGACAUUAUUACUUCUACUGACAGCAGCGGACUUCCCAAGUCAUCUUCCCUCUUGCCUUAUCAUUCUGUGAUGUGGGCAAGUUCUUUCCGCCCUGUCAUGAGUAAAAUGAUGACCUGCACGGAGCAGUCUCUAUACUAUCGCCAGUGGACAGUUCCCAAACCAAUCCAUAUGGACUACAAUAAUAGAAAUGAGGGCAGAAUGGACACCUUUCACCCAAGGAGGCUGCUGCUGAGUGGGCCACCUCAGAUAGGAAAAACGGGAGCCUAUCUUCAGUUCCUCAGUAUCUUGUCCAGAAUGCUCAUUAGACUGACGGAAGUGGAUGUUUAUGAUGAGGAAGAAAUCAAUAUUAAACUCCAAGAAGAAUCAGAUCAAUGUUAUCACCAGCCAGGAGACAUGUGGCCUGAUUUGGAGACAUUUAAGAAGAUACCUUUUGACUACACUAUUCAUGAUCCGAAAUAUGAAGAUGCAAGUCUGAUUUGUACAAGGCUUCAAAAUAUGAACAGUGACGACAGAUCAAUGGGCAGAAAACAGGAGGACAUGUAUAUGCGCCGUCAGACAACUCGAAUGAGAUUAUCUAAGUAUGCAGCAUACAAUACAUACCACCACUGUGAACAGUGCCAUCAAUAUAUGGGCUUCAAUCCCAGGUAUCAGCUUUAUGAGUCCACCCUGCAUGCUUUUGCCUUUUCCUAUUCCAUGCUCGGAGAGGAGAUCCAGCUGCAUUUUAUCAUCCCCAAGUCAAAGGAGCACCAUUUUGUCUUUAGUCAACCAGGAAGACAGCUGGAAAGUAUGAGGUUACCGCUUGUCACAGAUAAGAGUCAGGAUUACAUAAAAAGCCCCACUUUUACUCCCACAACUGGGCGUCAUGAACAUGGACUUUUCAACCUGUAUCAUGCAAUGGAUGGUGCCAGCCAUUUGCAUGUUCUAGUUGUCAAGGAGUAUGAAAUGGCCAUAUAUAAAAAAUACUGGCCGAACCACAUCAUGCUAGUGCUGCCGAGUAUUUUCAACAGUGCUGGAGUAGGUGCUGCUCACUUUCUAAUAAAAGAGCUGUCUUAUCACAAUCUGGAACUAGAACGAAAUCGGCAAGAAGAACUGGGGAUUAAACCCCAGGAUAUCUGGCCUUUCAUUGUCAUUUCGGAUGAUUCCUGUGUUAUGUGGAAUGCGGUAGAAAUCGAUUGUUCAGGAGACAGAAAAAGUGAAUAUACAUGGACUGAAAGGAACGUUUCCUUGAAGCAAAUUCUGCAACACGUUGAAGCAACCCCUAAUGUCACUCACUACGCCUUGAUUGGGAUGAGGAAAUGGUCUAGUAAAACAAAUAGUGGUGAGAUCAGGGAACCAUUCUCCUGUUGCCAUGUACAUGACUUCAUCCUGCUGAAUGUGGAUCUGACUCAGAAUGUCCAAUAUAACCAGAACAGAUUUAUGUGCGAUGAUGUUGAUUUCAACCUGCGUGCCCACAGUGCCGGUCUUCUGAUCUGUCGGUUCAAUCGCUUCAGUGUCAUGAAGAAGCAAAUUGCAGUAGGAGGACACAGGUCCUUUCAUAUUAAGUCUAAGGUUUCUGAAACUCCAGUCUCAACCGCACCUGCUCAGUAUAUCUGUGCUCCUGACAGCAAGCACACCUUCUUAGCAGCACCUGCUCAGCUGCUGCUUGAAAAAUAUCUUCAGUACCACAGCCAUCGCUUCUUUCCUCUUUCACUGAAGAAUUAUAGCCAUCCAGUGCUAUCUGUGGACUGUUACCUUAACUUAGGACCACAGAUUGCGGUUUGCUACGUGAGUUCCCGACCUCACUCUUUGAACAUCAGUUGCUCUGGUUUGAUGUUUAGUGGACUCCUGCUUUACCUCUGUGACUCCUUCGUUGUAGCUAGCUUUUUGAAAAAGUUUCACUUCAUGAAAGGUGCUACCUUGUGUGUUAUUUGCCAAGACCGCAAUUCUCUUCGCCAGACUGUUGUCCGGCUAGAACUAGAAGAUGAAUGGCAGUUCCGACUGAGGGACGAAUUCCAAACUGCCAACGCCAAAGAGGACAGACCACUUUUCUUUCUGACUGGACGACAUAUUUGAUAGAAAAUGAGCAGGCUUCCUGAACUGGCUAAUGAGAAGGGCUAGUACAAGAGGCUGAGUUCUCACUGGUCAAAAAAAAAAAAAAAAAAAAGAAGGCAUU
Trachemys scripta elegans is the source of this 6382-nucleotide messenger RNA. It is a transcript of the gene GREB1, whose product is annotated as growth regulating estrogen receptor binding 1. Gene Ontology annotation, biological process: multicellular organism development. The transcript is spliced from 33 exons. Bases 445 to 6282 code for a protein of 1945 amino acids. Lineage: Eukaryota; Metazoa; Chordata; Testudines; Emydidae. The record is from RefSeq and is a predicted model, not a curated record.